Molecule: messenger RNA, 2270 nt
Organism: Cucurbitaria berberidis CBS 394.84
Lineage: Eukaryota; Fungi; Ascomycota; Dothideomycetes; Pleosporales; Cucurbitariaceae
Exons: 2
Coding region: 126-1820 (564 amino acids)
Source: RefSeq, a predicted model, not a curated record
GCACCAACUUCCUCCACUCGUUUACCACACUUGAUUUCCAGCAAUCGGUCUGACCUUGUGCUACCUUUGCCCAAAUCAACUACACUCUUUACGUCUCUCCCAUCACCGCCAGCGCUGCCUUCGCCAUGCAGUGGCUCCAGCUUGUCGCCCUCUUCGCAGGCGCUGUUUCUGCAGCUCAGCCUCUUGCUGCUCCACGCGUUCAACGUGCUCUCAGCGACAUCACCACCGCGGUCGUCCUCACCACGUCCACGUACACCGUCACUGAGUGUGCCACGGAUGCUACGAACUGCCCUGCUAGCGCCACGGUGCUUCGGACGUCUACUACCGUUGUCAGCGUCACCACCACCAUCUGCUCGCUCACCUCAACACCUGGAGUCGAGCCACCUGCUUCCGGUGUGUCUCCGACUUCAGUCGCUAGCUCAGUUCUUCCAUCAAACUCCCUCGACUUCUCCGUUAGCAUCAUCCCCCCGAGCCCGACGACUUCGAUUGCGCUGCCAAUUGUAUCGGCCUCCUCCCUGGGGGUCUCUAUCAGCAUCAGCAUCAUCACAGGGUCUUCAGUCUCACUGCCAUUGACUAUCAACACUCUCUCAGAUGCUGUACAGACAUCCUUCCCUCCAGGUGGACAGGCAUCUUCCAACAGCUACGCUCCUCCCCAAUCGAGCGCUCUUCCAACUUUCAGCCCAUCAGGAACCGCCAUUGGCUCGAUUAGCAGUCUCGGUUCAGAUGUGCCUGUCUCUAGCGUAUUCGUUACGGCAACUGUACCAGGCACACUAAUCUCAACCGCCACUGAUGCAAUCUCGACCUCAAGCGGGGCCUCCUCCAGCGGAGACAACACCCCUUCAAGCUCAGGUGCCAAUUCCUUGAUCCCUUCGAAUACCAACACGGACUCGGUCCCUACCUCGUUGCCCAUCUCUUCAGCUGGUCCUAGUUCCGCUGGCCUUUCGUCGAGCGGGUAUGCCAUCCCUCCCGGUAGCUCGGAAGCCCCUUCGAGCUCAGGUGGUAGCCUGUUAAUACCCACCAACACCAAUACAGACUCAGUGCCUACCUCAUUCGCUGUCUCUUCAGCUGGACCUAGUUCUGCUGGCCUCUCGUCGAGUGGGUACAUCAUCCCCUCUGGUAGUUCGGCCGUUCCUUCAAACACGAAUACGGACUUCGUGCCUGCGCCUACUUCCUUCUCCAUCUCUUCGUCUGGCCCUAGCUCUACUGGCCCUUCGUCAAGUGACUCUGCUGGCCCUUCGUCCGGCAGCUCCGCCGUUCCUUCUAGCAGCUUGGUCCUUUCUUCGGGCACCGUCACAGGCGUUGUACCAACUUUACAUUUGCCGUCUGGCCUGGAGUCGACCACUGCAGCUCCUACACCGGGCCCGUCGAGCACUGCUCAUGGAAGCUCGUUUGGGUCUUCUCUAACCGCACCACCCGGCUCUCUCAGCACUGUCUCGCGCACGCAGCCCACGAUAACAUCCGUGAGCUCCGGUUAUCCAGCCCCACCAUCACCAGUCGAGUCCGACUCUUCCGAAAUCGAUAGCACUAUUAGAAUUACGAGCUAUCUGACACAUACGCGGACGUCCUUCAUCACCAAGCCGCCUCCACCCAACAAGUCCAACACCGAUACCCAGGCUGCGCCCACAAGCCGUCCCUCGAGCGUGUCAGCUCGUCCAUCUGGAUCUGGUUACCCAUACCCGUCUGGUAGCGGUAACGGCACCGUCAUCUCUCCCAAGCCCACCUUCAGCGACGUUCCCAUCAACAUGGGCCAGGUUGUUGGGGCAGGCAAGAGCUCCCUUGCGGCAAUCGUUGUUGCUCUCGGCUUCGCACACUUUGCAUAAGUCGGUCACAAUUCGAUGAUCGCGCCGUCUAGUAUCAUCAUGGCGUCGUCGGCACGCUGAUGCGGUGGUGGGUCAGACGGGAGGACAUUAUUGCAUCGUCUAUCAAGCCUAGCAUUGCUUGCAAUCCGGCUCCUUUCACAUACUUACACUGUGGUCUCAUGGGUAACGGGGUGGGAUUAGGAUCUUUCUAGGGUGCGUUCUUUAGCUAGGCAGGGCUUUCUCUCACAUGUACUACAAGUUACUGGCGGCCGGAAGCAAGUCUAGCAUGUAAUAUAUGACACCUUUUAGUACGGCCGUCAAGUCUUGUCUUUGAUGCGUGUGAUGAGAUUGAUGGAUGGUGAUGCGAGUGUGAUGAGGUUGCCCAGGUGCCGUGUUCGUUCGGAGGCCAGCCCCGGAAAGCUAAACCGCUUGCAUGCUUAGUGUGCUCGACCUGCUAUUAAACACGAUUGC